Molecule: messenger RNA, 399 nt
Organism: Brugia malayi
Lineage: Eukaryota; Metazoa; Nematoda; Chromadorea; Rhabditida; Onchocercidae
Gene: Bma-rps-30
Product: 40S ribosomal protein S30, putative
Exons: 4
Coding region: 1-399 (132 amino acids)
Biological process (GO): translation
Cellular component (GO): cytosolic small ribosomal subunit; ribosome
Molecular function (GO): structural constituent of ribosome
Source: RefSeq, a predicted model, not a curated record
AUGCAGAUUUUUGUAAGAGGCAUCGAUGACGGAGUCAGAACGAUAUGUAUUUCGGAAACGAGUACAGUGGCCGAGCUCAAGGCAUUAUUAUGCGCAGAUGGUGCACUUUUGACGUGUGGCGCAGAAAUUUUGGAUGAUGAUAAAGCACCACUUAUGAAUUUCGGAAUCUGCGAUAAAGCAAACAUUGAUGUCUCAUUUCGACUUCUUGGAGGCAAAGUGCACGGUUCGUUGGCUCGAGCAGGAAAAGUGCGAGCUCAAACUCCGAAGGUUGAAAAACAAGAAAAGAAAAAGAAGAAGACUGGCCGAGCAGCUCGUCGUAUCCAGUAUAACAGGCGGUUUGUUAAUAUAGCGGUUAGUGGAAUAGGAAGAAAACGUGGACCAAAUUCAAAUGCUGCAUAA